AUGAAGCUAGCGAUUUCAUCUUUCAGGUGUUUGUUUCUUCUUUGGGCAUUUUUGGUGCUUGACUUGGUGCUCAAGGUUUCUGGCAACCAAGAAGGUGCAGCCCUGGCUGCAUUGAAGAGCAGUGUGGCUGAUCCUAACAAUGUUCUUCAAAGUUGGGAUUCUACCCUUGUCAAUCCUUGCACGUGGUUUCAUGUUACUUGCAACAAUGAAAAUAACGUGAUCCGUGUUGAUCUUGGAAAUGCAAACCUUUCUGGUCAACUGGUUCCACAGCUUGGUCAACUCCCAAGUUUGCAAUACCUGGAACUCUAUAGUAAUAAUAUAACUGGGAAAAUCCCAAUUGAGCUUGGAAGUUUGAAAAACUUGGUGAGCUUGGAUCUUUACUCUAACAAGAUUACUGGUUACAUUCCAGACGAAUUGGCCAACCUUGAAAAUCUAAAAUUCCUGCGUCUCAAUAAUAACAGCUUGUCAGGAAAAAUUCCUAUGCGUUUAACCAUAGUUGAUACUCUGCAAGUGCUUGAUUUAUCGAACAACAACUUAAGAGGAGAUGUCCCAACCAAUGGUUCUUUUCAAGCUUUUACUCCCAUCAGUUUUAGGAGUAACCCCCUAUUGAAAAAUAUAAGCAUUGUACCUCCACCAGCUGCCGCACCAACACAAGGACCUCCAGGUGCAUGUGCUCAUGAUCUUAUGCUGACUCAGCAGAGGGAGAAACCUGGAGUUUUGCAGAGUAAUGAUAAACGUUCUGUUGGAGCCAUUGCUGGAGUAGUUGCUGUGGCUGCUGCAAUAUUGUUUGCAGCCCCUGUAGUUGCACUUGUUUAUUGUAAAAGAAGGAAACCACGGGAUUUUUUCUUUGAUGUUGCAGCUGAGGAGGACCCUGAAGUUCACCUUGGUCAGCUUAAAAGGUUUUCACUACGCGAACUGCAAGUUGCAACGGAUAACUUUAACAACAAAAACAUUCUUGGUAGAGGUGGAUUUGGCAAGGUUUAUAGAGGGCGGUUAACAAAUGGAGAUCUUGUAGCAGUAAAAAGACUCAAAGAGGAACGCACCCAGGGUGGGGAGAUGCAGUUUCAAACUGAAGUGGAAAUGAUCAGCAUGGCUGUGCAUCGAAAUUUGCUUCGCCUGGACGGUUUUUGUAUGACACCUACUGAACGUUUGCUUGUGUAUCCUUUCAUGGCUAAUGGAAGUGUAGCUUCAUGCUUACGAGAUCGUCCGGAAGCACAGCCACCUCUUGAAUGGGCAAAACGGAAGCGAAUUGCUCUGGGAGCUGCCAAAGGGCUUGCUUAUCUGCAUGAUCAUUGUGACCCAAAGAUUAUUCAUCGUGAUGUCAAAGCUGCAAAUAUAUUGUUGGAUGAGGAUUUUGAAGCAGUUGUUGGAGAUUUUGGUUUAGCAAAGCUAAUGGAUUACAAAGAUACUCAUGUUACUACUGCGGUACGGGGUACAAUUGGCCAUAUAGCACCAGAGUACCUCUCAACUGGAAAGUCUUCAGAGAAGACUGAUGUUUUUGGAUAUGGUGUGAUGCUUCUUGAAAUAAUAACUGGACAGAGGGCUUUUGAUUUAGCACGACUUGCCAAUGAUGAUGAUGUCAUGUUGCUUGAUUGGGUGAAAGUACUUCUGAAAGACAAGAGGUUGGAGACACUGGUGGAUGCAGAUUUGGAGGGAAAUUAUGAAGAGCAGGAAGUAGAGGAGUUAAUCCAAGUGGCCUUGCUAUGCACACAAAGCUCCCCUUCGGAAAGACCAAAGAUGUCUGAGGUGGUGAGAAUGCUAGAGGGUGAAGGUUUGGCAGAAAAAUGGGAUAAAUGGUGGCAGAAAGAGGAUAUGAUCCAACAAAAUUUUGACUCCUCCAAUCUCCACCAUGCUUAUUGGCCAUUAUUAGACUCAACGUCAAAUAUUCCCCCAGAUGAACUGUCAGGGCCUAGAUAA
Sphenostylis stenocarpa is the source of this 1917-nucleotide messenger RNA. The record is from the annotation of a GenBank genome assembly. Lineage: Eukaryota; Viridiplantae; Streptophyta; Magnoliopsida; Fabales; Fabaceae.